AUGGCCGGUCUGUCGUUUGAUAAUUACCAGAGGAACAAUUUUUUGGCUUCUAAGUCCCAUGCGCAGCCUAAGGCGACCUCAACAGGUACUACUAUUGUAGGUGUGAAAUUCAACAAUGGAGUGGUAAUUGCAGCUGAUACUAGGUCUACACAGGGCCCUAUUGUAGCUGAUAAGAACUGUGCUAAGUUACAUCGUAUUUCGCCUCGAAUUUGGUGUGCAGGUGCCGGUACUGCUGCUGAUACAGAAGCUGUAACGCAAUUGAUUUCUUCUAAUUUGGAAUUACACUCUCUAUAUGCUAGCAGAGAGCCCCGUGUAGUUUCUGCUUUGCAGAUGUUGAAACAGCAUCUUUUCAAAUACCAGGGUCACAUUGGUGCUUAUUUGAUUGUAGCCGGUGUGGACCCAACCGGUGCUCACCUUUUCUCGAUUCACGCACAUGGCUCUACAGACGUUGGUUACUACCAAUCGCUCGGGUCUGGUUCUCUAGCGGCCAUGGCUGUGCUUGAAUCCCAUUGGAAACAGGAUCUGACGAAGGAGGAAGCUAUUAAUCUGGCUUCAGAUGCCAUCGAGGCUGGUAUAUGGAACGAUUUAGGAUCUGGUUCAAACGUUGACGUUUGUGUGAUGGAGAUAGGCAAGGAUGCAGAGUACUUGAGGAAUUACAGGACUCCAAACGUGAGAGAACCAAAGCAACAGAGUUAUAAAUUUGCCCGUGGUACGACAGCUGUACUCAGAGAGAGCAUCGUGAAUAUCUGCGACGUGCAGGAGGAAACAGUAGACAUUGUAGGGUAG
This is a messenger RNA of Torulaspora delbrueckii, 786 nucleotides long. It is a transcript of the gene PUP1, whose product is annotated as proteasome core particle subunit beta 2. Gene Ontology annotation, molecular function: threonine-type endopeptidase activity. The record is from RefSeq and is a predicted model, not a curated record. NCBI's taxonomy places the organism in Eukaryota, Fungi, Ascomycota, Saccharomycetes, Saccharomycetales, Saccharomycetaceae. The coding region runs from base 1 to 786 and encodes 261 amino acids. The transcript has a single exon. Gene Ontology annotation, cellular component: proteasome core complex.